Messenger RNA from Cylindrotheca closterium, 441 nucleotides. Lineage: Eukaryota; Bacillariophyta; Bacillariophyceae; Bacillariales; Bacillariaceae. The record is from the annotation of a GenBank genome assembly.
AUGGCAGGCUGGACAACCAUCAAAGCACCGACCAAGAAGAGGUCUACCACCACGAAGAAACGAAAGUCCAGCAAGAAGGCAGCCAUGGGAUGGACCUUGCCAGCCGAAAUGAAACUCAAACUUGCUUCGUCUUCUUCGUCUUGCACGACCAAAAGUAAGAAGAAUGACAAGAACGCUACUAACAAUAACACUAAUAAUAAUAGCACCAACAAGAGGAGCAGGAGCAGCCCCAAAAGCGUGGUAUUGGCGGAUGCGCUUGCUGCUCCGGAACCCAACAAGGCAGUCAAAGUAUUGGAUAUGCCGUCCAAGGAAGUAUCAUCCUCAUCAUCAUCAUCCUCAUCAGCACCAUCCUCCGAAACGGAAGAUGAAGAUGAUGCUCCUAACAGCAGUACUACCAAGGCUGCAACUCCGGUCAUUGAAACUGCGGUAACAUCCAACUGA